This is a messenger RNA of Paramuricea clavata, 3256 nucleotides long. Lineage: Eukaryota; Metazoa; Cnidaria; Anthozoa; Malacalcyonacea; Plexauridae. The record is from the annotation of a GenBank genome assembly.
AUAAAUAAAUAAAUUGUUAUAAUUGAAGAGUGUUUCUCUUCGGUUUUUAUCCGAGUGAUACAAAAUGAAUCAUCUGCAAACAUGGUAUAUUUUAUUUUAUUGCAAGGAUGGUUGGUUGUCUUCAGCGUCUUUGGCAACAAUGCCUGGCUUCGUUGACACAUACAAAGUUGAUUUAGUUGAUCCUUACUUUGGAUUCAAGUCAUGGAAUGAUUUCUUUACCAGAAAAUUGAAAAAUAACCAAGUUCGUCCGAUCGCUGAGCCUAAUAAUUCAUAUGUGAUCUGUUCUCCCUGUGAUUCCAUUCCAUAUUCCAUCGAGAAAAACCCAAAGCUCCGAGAUCAAUUUUGGAUCAAGUCACAGCCGUACAGCUUAGAACAUCUGCUCGAUGAUGAAGCCUUGGCCGAGAAAUACGUGGGUGGCACUGUUUUUCAAGCUGUUCUCCAUCCUACCUACUACCAUCGCUGGCAUGCACCAGUUGAUGGUACAAUAACGAAGGCAAACAUUAAGCAAGGCGCGUACUAUGCAGAAGCUCUCUCGAUGGGUUAUUAUCCAGCACAUAAUACUCAUGCACAACGUUACAUCGUUCACCUGAAUACCCGAGCCAUAAUCCACAUUGAUACAGGAAAUCCAAAUAUUGGUACCGUAAUCUUUGUUGCAGUUGGAAUUUAUGAAGUCUCGAGUUGUCAUAUUGAGGUAUAUUAUGGGCAGAAAGUGAAGAAAGGUGAUCUUCUAGGCACCUUCCAGUUUGGUGGAUCCACAUACUGCCUCCUGUUUCAAAAGGGUGUGGAAAUUACAUUUGGUGCUGAACUACCAGAUGGAAAAUUGAAAACUGGUCUGCAAUUUGUCAACAGUGCUAUCGGUACAGUCGUAAUUCCAGCACACGGCAAUAAUUACUUGUCAAACGGUAGAAAUUAACCAGCAUGAUCAUUUUGUUAACAUUAGUGAAAUAUAUAGUUGAACAGAAAUUUUGGUAGAGUGAUUCUUUGAUAGUGAAUUGUGGUUGAAACACGGUCAAACAAAACCGGUUUAGACAUUAUGAUGUAUUAGGAACUGUAGUUAUGAGAUUUAUUUUUUAGCCUUACGCACCGAGAAAUUACUGAAAUAGUAACGAACAUUAUUAUAUAAAGUAUAGUGCUUUAUAGAGAUUUCGAGCACUGAUAAAAGUGAUAAUCUCACAUGUGAGAUUAUUCAUGAUAAUCUCACAUGUGAAAAUUAUCGCUUUUCAAUUCUCGCUUUUCUGUAAAAAUUAUCGCUUUUCAAAGACUGUCCUUUAUAUAAUAAACAGAAAAAUACAUGGGUGCUUGGAAGUACCAGAUUUAUUUUUCGUGUUGAACAUGAUAUCUCGCUCGUUCGCUGCGCUCACUCGUGAGAUAUCAUGUUCAACACUCGAAAUAAAUCUGGUAUUUCCGCGAACCCAUGUAUUAUUACCUCCGCCAGGAGGUUAUGUAAUCAUCUGGGUUUGUACGUGUGUAAUACUAUGUGUGUGUGUGUAUGUGUGUAUGUGUGUAUUUGUGUGUGUUUGUCUGUGAGCACGAUAACUCAAGAAAUACCAACCAUAUUCAUACAAAAUUUUUUGAAUGCAUUUCCCAUUGACUAAGGAAGAAAUGGAUUAAAAUUUGGUUGAAUUUGGUUAAAAAUUGAAAGAGAGGUAUACAAAAUUUUGUCUUGCUUUUCCCGGUCAAUUAAAAAAAAACUCAUUGAAUGCGUAACUAGAGGGCACUCGAAGACUGCAUACCUCCGCCCGCAUUGAAUUUCAGUCGUGUGAAAUGCAACUAAGACAAUAGAUAACGAAGGCUGAAGCUUAAUGAGGUUUAUCAUCUCAUUAUUGGCUUAGUACUGCGUGCAUCGGCAUUAUACACGUCCUAAUUACGCAUUCAGUGAGUUUUUUUUAAUUGAUCGGGAAAUUUUGUUCAUUUCUCGUUCAAUUUUAACCAAAUCCAACCAAAUUUUAAUCAGUUCUUCCUUAGCCGAUGGGAAAUGCAUUAAAAAAAAUCUCGUAUGAAUAUGUUUGGUAUUUCUUGAGUUAUCGUGCUCACAGAUAAACACACACACAUACAUACACAUACAUACAAACCCAGAUGAUUACAUAACCUCCUGGCGGAGGUAACAAACCCAGAUGAUUACAUAACCUCCUGGCGGAGGUAAUAAUUAGGACGUGUAUAAUGUAUGCACGCAGUACUAAGACAAUAAUGAGAUGAUAAACCUCAUUAAGCUUCAGCCUUUGUUAUCUAUUGUCUUAGUUGCAUUUGACGCGACCGAAAUUCAAUGUCUAAAACAAGGCUUACGGAGUUACGCAUUAUUGCGUUCAGCAAAGUGGCAGUCCAUUCAAAUUCUAAUAACAUUAGAUUACUUCAAUACAGGUGUAUAAAAAAAACGCAACCUCGUAAUUUCCCAAGAAAUCGACAUUGUUUUAAAGACAAAAGAUUUUAGCUGCUUGGGAAUAUAAAAUAGCACAACUGUCAAAAUUACUGCACAUGCGAGUGCAUAAAGCAAAAUUUAUGCAUUUAUUUAAUGACACUUAAUAAGUUUUUAUUUUACAAGUACUGUACAGUACAACAACAGUAAUAUGUUCUAUUAGCAAUUCGAUUUCAAUUCGCGGGGGCCUAAAAUCUUUUAUGCUUAAGAAUUGCAAAGUGGAUUUCUUAGGAAAUUCCAAGGUUGCGUUUCAUUUCCGAGUAGCGGGCGGAGGUAUGCAGUCUCUGAGUGCCCUCUAGUUCUCUAUGUAAUUACUAUUCUGAUUGGAAUAUAUUACCAUAUAGCGGUGAAUAAUUUUUAUUUGAUUAUAAACUUCGUUGUUUUGUGGUCCUUUUGCCGGCGUCCAAAACUGCAAGUUUCAGUUUGACAGUUCUGACAGUUAAAUGGUUUCUAAUUUUAUUGUCCUCUCAGGUGCGUAGUUUUGAUUUAAAAUUCAAAACUACGCAUCUGAUUGGACAAUAAAAUUAGAAACUCAUUUAACUGUCAGAACUAUGAAACUGAAACUUGCAGUUUUUCACACGCCGCUUGCAACGAAUUGUGAUCACGAGAUACACAAAUAUGCAUGUCCUUCUUAAAAACGGUCGUUUCGCAGUUUACUGUGAACAAUAGUAAUAAUAAGGUUGUUUUUCUCGAUUUCUGCUUAGAAUAGAAACACAAUGAAGGAAUGACGUUUUCACUUGACUUAGAAUUAAAAAAUAGUUACUCUUUAGCAUUAAUUUGUUCAGGAAAUGGCUGACAAAAUUGGUAAAAUUCAUGGAAUGUAAAACUGUUGCUCGAAUGCCU